Molecule: messenger RNA, 1556 nt
Organism: Pocillopora verrucosa
Lineage: Eukaryota; Metazoa; Cnidaria; Anthozoa; Scleractinia; Pocilloporidae
Source: RefSeq, a predicted model, not a curated record
ACUAGAACAAAAGUUUUCUUAAGUUAAUAUGUACCAAAACCAAAAUACUGCUGAGCAAUUACACGCAUCAGCAAAGUUAAGUGGAGAUCAUUCAAAUGCAGAUUUGUACCAUGCAGACAAUUUAAGUCAAACAGCUUUGAGUACAUAGCGAAAACUCCCUGGCACACAACAAGUUAAGCUGGGUACCGAGAAUCUUUUCUAUCUGGCUUUUUUUCGUGCAUCAUGGGUUGGAUAUUUAUGAUCUUCCUUGCAUUUUUGCAACUAGCCGCAGUCGCCUUCAACCUACGGAUGCUGUUGAGUUGCUUCAAAGACAAAACAAAAUACCCGUUUCUUCAAAGAGGUAGAAUGUUCUUCAUUUGUCAGUGGAUUUGCCAAGUUACAAUUCUCGUCGCUGAUGCCGUAGAAUCGUGGAAAGGAUUUGGAAGUCAGCUCAAAGAAAGCUGCAAUAUCUUCAGAGUCCUCUCGCUUUCCCUGAUGUUUUUCCAAGCUUACAACUUGAUGGCGAUCGUGAUAAUCUUAUCUGAGAGCCAGGUGAAGCGUGAAAACAGAGAGUUUUCAACCAAACUGAAAAUAUCUGCCGUCCUAGUUCUGGGACUCACUGGCUCAGCAACAAUAUCGUGGUACAACUGCUUUUCUUCACAGAAUCUUUCUCGUAUGACCACGAAAGCCAUUUUUUUGGCUUCUGUCAUUUUUUUCGUUUUAAUCGUUUCUGUGGUGGCACGGAAUAUCAGCAUUCAAGACACGCAAACUGACGAAACUCAACCAGAAGCUUCGGUUUUGAAGAUCUUUCCCAAAAAAAGAUAUGUGUUCUCGGUAACUUUGUUUAUAAUGUGCUUGAUAAUAAUUUUAAGCCAGGAACGUCACUCCGAGUCAAGUCCCAGUAAUUGUAAAGCUGAAGAGUUUGUGGAAGUGAAUGUUUUUAAGAAGAUAUUUGGCUUCCACUGCUAUAGAUCCUAUCCGCCAAAGAGAAAUUCAUCCAGCUGGUACUUAACUUCUCAAUAAACCGGGAGGAUAAUUUUAUUGCUGGAAUAAACAAACUGCGAAAAAGCACCACUCUAUUUGUUUGCAUCUUGUCGUUAAAGGUGAAGCUGGAGAUCACACAGAAACAAAUUAAGACGUGCAAAAUUUCUGGAAAUCGAGCGCAGGAAUCUCGUAAAUUAUUAACUUGUUUAACAGUAUAACAAGAGAAGGUUGUCAGGAAAAGCGCAAGUGUACGGGACAACCGCGAAAGGCAUUGUGGAUAGUUUUUAGGUCCUGGGAGAAUCACACACAUGCAAAAAUUUCUGCAUGCUCUUUGGCUGAGAAAACUUCCAUUGACCCCAAACAGCGCAGAAAGUUGAAGUGUAGAAUGACAUUUCAUUCAAAUCAGAUGAAGAACGGAAAAAAAGGACGAACUCGCUGACCUUAAUGAACGACGAAACAAUGUAAACCCAACGAGAGCAAAUUCGUGGUGACCUAAAGGGAAAAUGUGUACAACGUAAUAUUCUGAUUUUAGAUAUAUGAAAAUUCAUAUAUUUGCACUGCGGUGGAGAGAUGAAAUUAAGAGAUCCUCGCAG